CAACGACGGGGAAAGUGAUACAUGAGCUACACCUCAUUAUAUUUUUGAAACGGCAGUUCCCUCCGCCGCACCGUCGCCGAAAUUUAGUAGGAUCGGGUCAUCGCGAUGGUCGCGUUACUUUCAGUUCAGGGCGAGAGUGUGGCGACGCCGGGAAUUCUUCCGAUCGAAAUUCAGUCGAAGAAAGCGUGGGUCCUGAGGAACUCGUUUUGCUUGAAACGAUUAAACGAUACACCGCUGCAUGCCGUGAAAGUAUCGUGAUUCUCAGUCAAAUGACUCUUCGAGUGUGCUCUUAUCUCUUCCCGUUGUAGAAACGGGGUACAAGAAAUCAUGGUCAACGCGUACGGGGGUAUAUUGUUGGUAGCAGAUGUCUUGCUGCUGAUUCUCAAAGUUCUUUAUUACAUUGGCGAGGCGAUAUACAGAUUAAUUGUACCAGUCGAAGAGAAGAGCGUAGCCGGCGAAAUUGUCUUGGUAACGGGCGCCGGUCAUGGUAUUGGUAAGGAAUUAGCUUUAAAAUAUGCAUCUCUCGGUGCUACUGUCGUUUGUUGGGACUUGAAUCAAGAGGGAAAUAAUGCGACCGUGAACGAAAUUAAACAAUUGGGAAAAACCAAAGCAUACGGUUACAAAUGCGACGUUUCAAACAGGGAAGAAGUAUUCAAAACGGCUGAGAAAGUUAGGGAGGAAGUUGGAAAUGUGACGAUCCUAAUUAACAAUGCUGGCAUCAUGGCUUGUCACCCUUUCCUAGAACACACACCUGAGGAAAUUAAACAGAUGUUGAAUGUCAACGUGUUGGGUCAAUGCUGGACAGUCCAAGCUUUCUUGCCCAGCAUGCUUCAAAAGAAUUACGGCCACAUAGUUGCCCUUUCGUCCAUGUGCGGUCUUGUCGGUUUGCCGAACGUUGUCCCCUAUUGCGCCUCGAAGUUCGCAGUAAGAGGAUUAAUGGAAAGCUUAGAGGAAGAAGUCCGAGUAAUGUGUCAAGCAAAAACGAUUAAAUCGAACAUCAAUUUUACUACUAUUUAUCCAUAUAUGGUAGAUACGGGGCUGUGCAAGAAGCCAAGAAUCAGGUUCCCAAGCAUCAUGGGGCAAGUUCCACCAAAAGAAGCAGCUGCUAAAAUAACAAAUGCGCAGCGGCGAAAUAUCGCAGAAGCUACAAUUCCCGGGCACUGGCUCUAUGUUAAUAGUACCUGGAGAACUUUUCCACGCUUGGCUUUUCACCGCAUUCUAGACUUCUUCGAUUCCGGUUUGGAGCCAGCUGAUUAAUAGAUAUUUCUUGUCUGUUAUUAAAGUUUUCAUUUAAGAAUAAGUUUACAAAGGAAAGCAUUCCAUUUUUAUUCUUUGUCACCUGAUCUUUUUGCUUAUUUGUACUAUACAGGUACAUAUGUUAUUAGUCAUCGUUAUUAUAUAAUUAGGAAGUCAAGAAGAUCUUUUAUUCAUAUUAAAUUUCGUCGUUAUUUUAAAUUUUAUAUUUUUUGUUACUAUGUUUAAAAAAAAUUAUAUGUAAGGGUAAGAACUACUUGCAUAAUGAAUGCAAAUAAGAAGAUACUGUUUGUUGUAGUUCGUGUAUAUUGACAUCCGAGUGUAAGUCUUUCCUUUUACUAUUAAUAUAUGAUACGAAUGAAUGUUCAAAUUUAUGUGUUAUAAUAUUAAUAUACACAACGUGUACGUCCGUCUGUGCAUGUAUGAAUAAAAUGUAAACGAAUUUCAUUUGUUA
Messenger RNA from Ceratina calcarata, 1708 nucleotides. RefSeq names its product Lipid droplet subset dehydrogenase 1. The transcript has 8 exons. Gene Ontology annotation, molecular function: oxidoreductase activity, acting on the CH-OH group of donors, NAD or NADP as acceptor. Bases 328 to 1257 code for a protein of 309 amino acids. The record is from RefSeq and is a predicted model, not a curated record. Gene Ontology annotation, cellular component: lipid droplet. NCBI's taxonomy places the organism in Eukaryota, Metazoa, Arthropoda, Insecta, Hymenoptera, Apidae.